CAGACUCAGAGCUGGAGAUGAUCUGCACUCAUCCAGGGAGGCUGAGCACAUGUUUCCACUGAGAGACUCUUCACAAGCUCCUAAUAUUAUCAGCCUCUGAAACACCAAUGGAUCUGCCGAAAAUUCUUUGAAGAACAAAAAGCAGAGAAAGUAAAAGCAGGAAGGAUAGAAACUUUUUUUUUUCUUUUGUCAGAUGAAAGCUAGAUAUUUUCAUUUUCUUAAUUUGACAAAUUUUUAAAGAAACUUUUAUUUGGCACAUUUACGAUGGACGUCUCCACGCCACCUCAGAUCACGGUGGCUGGGGUUGGUGUCCCGGAAUGUGGGGAAGAUGAGGAUCAGCCAACAGACGAUCAUCUCAUGACCCUGAAGGCCUUGACGGAGAAGCUGAGACUGGAGACCAGGAGACCUUCGUACCUGGAGUGGAAAGCCCGGCUGGAGGUGGACAGAUUCAAAGAGUCGGGAACCAGGAAGAGCCAGAUUCUGAAGGAACCUGAAGGGAAACUAGGUGCACCCAAGGAGGGUGCGGUGAACCCUGACGUGAUUCAGUGCAAGCUGCCUUCGGGUGUUCUGAAAGGAUUUGGGAAUAUUGACGAGGCUCUCAGUUGGCUCAGGAGAGAACUGACUGACAUGCGUUUGCAGGACCAGCAGCUGGCGAGGCAGCUCAUGCGGCUCCGCAACGACAUCAACAAGCUGAAGAUCGAGCAGACGUGCCACCUGCACCGUAGGAUGCUCAAUGACGCCACCUUCGGCCUGGAGGAGCAGGACGAGCUGUCCGACCUGCUGUUCGAGUGCCCGGUGACCCCGGGCCUGGGCCUCUCGGCCCCGCUGAGACUCAUCGGCGUCACGAAGAUGAACAUUAAUUCUCGCCGGUUCUCGCUCUGCUAGUGGCUCCUGAACACAAAACUCAAUACUAGUCCGCCAUGUUUGAUAGUAGUGAAACUCUUAAUGCAGGGCUUGAUCGCAUUUUUGUGGGGGUGAAGCCAGUUCUUUUAAAUCAAAGAGAUUUAGGGAUAGAGUUUGACUUUAGUUAGUAAUUAUAAGUUUAUGACUCUAAGCUACACGGCAGCUAUAUACAGCAACCUCUCUGUUUUAAAACCUUUUGGCCAGCGUGACUUUAAAUACAAUACCUGCAGUUUUUAAACUACAUCUCAAGCUUGUUCCAGUCCAUUUUUAAGCCUUAUCAGUCUUACUGUUACCUGUUACUUUAUAUAUUUCUCCAUUUUUAACCAUAUGUUUCCUGCAUAUAAACUUUUAUAUGGUGCUUUCAUUGACUAUCAUUUGUCCCGGAUCUUAAUCUAAAUGUUUUGUGCUUUUAAAAAGAUGCCUUAUUAUGGAUUCAAAAUGUACAAUAUAUAUAUAAUGCAGCAUUAAGUAGUACCAAUUAUUUAGGGAGCUGCAUAAUUGUACAGAAUGAAGGAAAUCAUAUGUUCUUUAUAAUGAUUAUGAUGACUAAAAAAUUGCACAAUAGCAACUGCAGUCAUGAUGGUUUCCAGUCGUUAUAAAUAAGGAUGUCUUGCAAAAUCCUGAGCUUUGCCUUUUUAAUAGUUAAACUCCAGCCAGGAAGUAAUAAUCUAUGUUGGUAUUUACUGUAUAAUUGGAUAUAACAUCGGACAUGUGCUCAUUUUCAUAACAAGGACAUUAAGGGGGGGGGGGCCUUGCAUUUGAAAUGUAAGCACAUGAGAAUUGAGUCAGCCGUUGUCACGCACAGACCGAGCACUAGGAAAAUGAGUUUCAGGGUUUGAGAUGCUCCUCCUGAUCUGCUGUAAUACAAUCUGAUCAGAGCUCUACACGUUUUCAACAACAGUACAGACAGAACAGAUAAGUCUUACAUCAACCUCUGAUAUUAUGAUUAUGAUGCCGAUGUGUGUUGGUGGUAUUCCAACAUCAGUGUUCUCUACCAACACGACACGCUGGCCUCUGUCUCAGUUUGCUUUGUUCUGUUGACUUGAUCUUGCGUUAAUAAUCCUAUAAUCUAAUGGAACAAACUGUACCUUUAAACCGGUUUUGGACAAACAUGAUACCCUGAGUGGGUCGUUGUUAGUGCUAAUUUGUUUGUACAACUGUACAGGAAAUAAAUAAUCC
Molecule: messenger RNA, 2082 nt
Organism: Paralichthys olivaceus (Japanese flounder)
Lineage: Eukaryota; Metazoa; Chordata; Actinopteri; Pleuronectiformes; Paralichthyidae
Gene: fam167ab
Product: family with sequence similarity 167 member Ab
Source: RefSeq, a predicted model, not a curated record